GAUUAAUGAGUCCGUUGUUUUAAAAAUGACGAUAAGUAGUCUAGGUUUGUUUGUGAUAUCCGUUCUGAUUGCUGAAGGACAAGGGACGCCGAAAAGGUUCCCAGAUGAUUUUAAAUUCGGUGUAGCGACUUCUUCGUAUCAGAUAGAAGGGGGUUGGAACGACGAUGGUAAAUCAGAAAGUAUAUGGGACCGCUACGUCCACGAAAAUCCGGGAAGGAUUUACAAUAAAAGUAAUGCUGAUAUAGCUUGUGACUCCUAUCACAAAUCAGAUGAAGACGUAGAAAUGAUAAAGACGUUGGGAGUUGAUUACUAUAGAUUUUCUUUGUCAUGGCCGAGGAUACUCCCCUAUGGUACAACAGACUAUGUGAACCAAAAAGGCGUCGAAUACUACAGGAACCUGAUCAAAAACCUGAAAAAGAACAACAUCGAGCCCAUGGUAACUCUGUUCCACUGGGACCUGCCACAAACUCUUCAAGAUCGAGGUGGGUUCCUCAAUGAGAAAAUCGUCGAAUGGUUCAGGGAUUAUGCUAGGCUGUGUUUCCAGCUCUUCGGUGAUGACGUUAAGACAUGGAUCACAUUCAAUGAACCGAAGCAGACUUGUAUGAUGGGGUACGGACUGGCAAUUUUUCCACCAAGAGUGUCCGGUCAUGGUAUUUUAGAAUACAAAUGCACCUACUACCUUUUGAAAGCUCACGCUGAAAGUUGGCAUGUAUACAAUGAGGAGUUCAGACAACGACAAAAAGGAAGAAUCUCAAUAGUGGUAGAUUUCAGUUGGUGGGAGCCGAUGGUAGCUAAUAAUACUAUGUUCAUUGCAGCGGCCGAAUCUGGUAUACAGUUUAUGUCUGGUAUCUACGCUAACGCUAUCUACCUAGGAGAUUGGCCUGAAAUUGUCAAACAAAGAGUAAAUGAACGCAGCAGAAAAGAAGGUAAAACAGUAUCUCGUUUGCCAGCAUUUACCGAGGAAGAAAUUGCAAGAAUUAGAGGAACGUACGACUUUUUCGGAGUAAACUUCUACACCAGCGUUCUGGCUGUUCCAAAUCCGAUACCGUUACCUUCGGGAAUUCUGAACGAUAGGGGUUGCCUUUCGUUCCAAAGUCCUAAAUGGGAAGGAGCAGGGUCUAUUUGGCUCAAGGUUACACCAUGGGGUUUGAAAAAGCUACUGAAAUAUCUCAAAGAAACAUACAACAAUCCAGAAAUCAUUAUAACUGAGAACGGAUACAGCGAUACUGGAGAACUUGAAGACGAUAAAAGAAUCAGCUACAUAAAACAACAUCUCGAGGUAAUAUUAGAAGCUAGAGAAGAAUUUGGGGUCAAUGUAACCGCCUACACUGCAUGGAGUUUGAUGGACAAUUUCGAAUGGAUAAUCGGAUACAGGGAUCGAUUCGGACUGUACCACGUAGACUUUACGGAUCCUGAACGUAAGAGAACUAUCAAGAAAUCAGCGCUUUAUUAUAGAGAUGUUAUCAAGUCUCGAUGUGUCGACGGAAAAUGCGAAUAACUGGAAUUUAGAGGAACAUUUUGUCAAAAUGUCCGAUAAUGUUCAGUAUCAAAUGCAUAGUCAUUAAGUUCUGUGGAACUUUAAAACUAGUUUUAAGAACUAUUGUAUCAUAUAGAUCGAUCUGUAAUAAAAAUUUAACGCUGUGUUAUCAACGUUAUGCUGAUUCACACGAUUUGUAAAUAAAAUAUACUUGUAAUGAAAUAAAAAUGUUCAGCA
This is a messenger RNA of Acanthoscelides obtectus, 1714 nucleotides long. The record is from the annotation of a GenBank genome assembly. NCBI's taxonomy places the organism in Eukaryota, Metazoa, Arthropoda, Insecta, Coleoptera, Chrysomelidae.